Messenger RNA from Melitaea cinxia (Glanville fritillary), 1243 nucleotides. RefSeq names its product ribonuclease P protein subunit p40-like. The record is from RefSeq and is a predicted model, not a curated record. Gene Ontology annotation, biological process: tRNA 3'-end processing; endonucleolytic cleavage in ITS1 to separate SSU-rRNA from 5.8S rRNA and LSU-rRNA from tricistronic rRNA transcript (SSU-rRNA, 5.8S rRNA, LSU-rRNA); tRNA 5'-leader removal. The coding region runs from base 219 to 1241 and encodes 340 amino acids. The transcript has a single exon. Gene Ontology annotation, molecular function: ribonuclease P activity; ribonuclease MRP activity. NCBI's taxonomy places the organism in Eukaryota, Metazoa, Arthropoda, Insecta, Lepidoptera, Nymphalidae. Gene Ontology annotation, cellular component: ribonuclease MRP complex; multimeric ribonuclease P complex.
AAAAUGCCCGUGGCGUUUUUUACGUUAGUGGAACAGGAAUUUUGGCGGUCGUGGUCGAUGGCUUUUUGCGUCUUUAGUGGAACGCACUUGUUUUCAGUUGACUAUUGACAUUUGUCAAUGCGGUGUUUGAGAUUGGUUUUUGUCAUAACAUUGAUAUUGAAAUUAAUACAUAAAAAGUAAUUUUGUUUCCAUGUUAUAAUAUUACUUAAAACGUAAAAAUGCUUUGUCCCGAAGUAUGGAAUUUCCCAUCCCCCAAAGUGAUAACGUCGUACAAGAAACGUAUUAAUUUAGAAGCUGUUACAGAGAAUGUAGAAUUAAACAGCUUUUAUAAAAGUGCAAUCAUAACUUGUCCAGAUGAAUUACAUACGCCUCAACAUAUAUCUGACAUUCUACUAGAAGAUAGUGAUUAUUAUAAAGUAAACAAUUGUUCUUUGGAUGAAUUUUUGGACCCGAUUUUCAUUCAUAAUUUCGUCAAAGCGGGUAAGCUUUACUGUUUAACAUCGGACACAAACUGCAUAGUACACAACUGCGCCGCAGUAACUCCGAACGGGAUACUAACCUUACAUUUACUGGAGCCGAUAUAUCAGACAUUAGGCUUAGAAGGACGAAAGUGCCCUCACAACUAUUAUGAAGUUAAAAUUGACUUAAUUAAUUUAAAAAACUAUGAGAAAACUAGAAAAGCUUUAAGAAAACUUCAUACAUUCAGUUUUUACAUCUCUUGGGAGCCAGAUACAGAUACCGUUUGUCCAUCUUCAAUUGCAAAGUAUUUAUGUGACAUAAAUUUAGAAGUCACAUGCCACAGCCUUGAAGUAAAGAAAGUAACGCCAGAUAUCAAAUCAAUACCGACAUUAGUGGACACCGAUAUUGAGGAAAUGGUAGAAUGGGUCGGGAUGUUGGCACACGAGGGGGAUUUACGUCCUACAGAGGGCUAUGUAAGCUUAUACUGUGAACCAGAAUGCUCAGCGCCUUUACAAUCAUCACGGAUAUCAUUACUCAUCAUCAAAGGAUUCUUAACACCCAACAUAUUAUCAAAUGUGUGUAAAUCUCUAUCUGAUUAUGUGGUUUCUCGAGAUUUAGAAAACUAUUGGGCGUCGAUUAGCAUACAGAGUAUGGAAAAUAGUUUGUGGCAAUGGAGCCCGAGUAGUCCCAAAAUGUUUCAAGCGCAUAACUGUUCUUCUAAUAUUUUCUUUUGUAAAGAUGGUUGUACAUUAUUUUCAAUAGGACAAUUAAAGUAUUCAUAAAA